Messenger RNA from Eurytemora carolleeae, 1770 nucleotides. RefSeq lists its product as uncharacterized. The coding region runs from base 68 to 1168 and encodes 366 amino acids. Lineage: Eukaryota; Metazoa; Arthropoda; Copepoda; Calanoida; Temoridae. The record is from RefSeq and is a predicted model, not a curated record. The transcript is spliced from 8 exons.
UCCAGGCUUCAUAUCAGUCACAACUUGAGGCUGCCUAUUCAACUAUUCUACCGUGUUUGCUUGAAGAAUGAAGACCUUUCUCUGCUUAGUAACCCUUGUCGUAGCUGUAGCCGGUAAUGAAUGGUUUACAAGUCGGCAUCAGCAUUGCAUAGAAAGAUGUACAGCUCGAGAAAAGAAGGGCAAAGAAGUAUAUGCAUGUUAUACUGUUGAUGGACUCAAUAAGGAAUUCCGACCAAGCAACCAGGCUGCCUCCAGUAGACCUGGAAUUAAUGACCCAAUCCCGUCACUGGAUAAUGAUGAUUUCCCCUGGGAUUACUGUACACCAGCUAAGUCUGUCAGCUUAGAGCAGGAUGAUCCAGCAAACAGUGAGACUAUUGCGAAACCAGUCAACAAUACCCAGUCACAGGGAGGCUUUAACCCUGGAAACAGGAAUGACGGAGGCCAGAGUGGGCAAGGAGGACAGGGAUUUAACCCAGGAGCAUCAGCAACAAGAACCUCAAUUCCUGGAAUUCUCUGUAACUCCCCCUGCAAAAUGACCAAUGAUAAGUCAUACAAGUGCACCUAUGAUGGUUCUACCCAAGAGUUCUACUGCAGUCCUGACUAUCCUCUUGAACGAAAACAGAUCACCAGUCACAACAAGCUGUGGUGCACUGGACCUUGUGAACCAAGUCCAAACAACAUUGGAGAUAUGUGCAGAACCCUGAUGGGAAAAGAUCUAUGCAGCAGAACACCCAAGUUCUCCUCUAAAGGAACAGCAUGUUUGAGCGAGUGUGCUGUAUGGCCUGAGGCUCAGACCAACCACCUUACUUGCCGCAUCAGCAAUAACAACAGCACAUUUGAAGCAUGCGGUAAUUGGGACUUUGACUCAACCAAGACAGCUGCUCUUGAAUACACUCAUGAGGGAAAGGUGUGUGCAAGCCCUUGUACAGAUCAUGAUGAUGAAAUGCUCUGCAGCUAUGUUGAGUGGAAAGCUGAUGGAAACCAGGACAACAAGAAAUCUAUCCUGUACAUGAUGGAAGGUGAAUGUGGUCCCGAGGGGGACAUGAACUGGACCAUGAUUGCAAUCAUCCUGGGGUGUGUUGUUGGAGCAAUUAUACUGAUCGCUCUGGUGGGAGCUGUUGUUUCUAAGCGAUCCGGAUACAACAGAGCCGCAACAAAUGCCAGUUAAAUAUCAAGUUAAAAAAAAACAAUGGUGGAAUAAAACUUGUGUAUAGCUGACACCCAGUGAAAUUGCAUCAACAAAGAAUUUAAAACCAAAGGGCAUUACUUCUAACUGCGAAGAAUUUGUAAUAAAACCGCGAAAUAAUUGUUCUAUAGUUUUAUAGUUUUUAUAGUGUGCUCUUUCCAGCGCUCAGACUCUUAUCUUAUUUACUUUAUGAAACAUGAGUAAACAUUAGUAUUCAAUAUUCAUUCUCAUGUCUCACAAUAUUUCUCGUGGAUACAAUAAUUCAUUAAUACACCUUCCCCCUCCAUCUUUCUUUUUCAAAUUGCUUAAACUUGUGCAAAAAAUGCUAUCAACGUACGUUAAGAUAACAUAAAUAAACAAAACUAGUCAUUUCCCGCUUAAGUAGAUAACUAUCUGCCUAUCUAUUAAAUACUUAUACUUACAAGUAUUUAUGCAUCCUGAGCUUUAGGCAUAACGGAAAAACAGGGUUUCGAUUUGUUUGCACUUUUUCUGAAACAAAGUCUGUAAUCCGUUAAAAACAUGUGAUUACAAUAGGUUUUUGUUUCGUACUUUAACUCGUUGUGUGAAAUAUAGUUGACAAAACA